UUCGCGCUGCAAAGGGCAGGAACCCGAUCGGAGUUGUGUGGACCGUCCUUGCUCCAAGUUUCCUUCCCCCGUUGCUCGUGCAAGCCGCCCAUUCUCAGGACCAGGAUGUCUGAAGAGCAAGAAGAAGCAGGCGAUCUUCUGACAGACAGCGAGGAAAGUGUUUAUUCUGGACUGGAAGAUUCUGGAAGUGACAGCCUUACAGAAGAAGAGGAAGACCAGGAUCAUGGAGCUGAGGAGAAGAAGUCAAAAGGGAAGUUGCGCUCCAGAAAUACUCAAGCUGGAGAAGCAGCAGAGCCGGGUACAGCGGCAGAUCAACGAGAGCCUCCCUUGCCGAACGAGUACGAGGAAGACAGCUCUGACGAGGAGGUAAGAUCGCCUCGGCUCCUUCGUGUGGUCAAGCAGCCCCUGGGCUUCUCUGGCCGGGGGGUCCGGAGGGCGUCCAGGCCAGUCCGCCAGCAAAGGCGGCUGGUUGCCUCACCCUUCGCUGGACUCAGGCCAGCGCACCUUGAGGGCUUGGUGGGUCUUGAGCGGCUGGCCCGUCGGAGGCCCCACACGCCCCGGUCGGAGUCACUGGGGCUCCUCUAA
Messenger RNA from Pseudonaja textilis, 585 nucleotides. NCBI's taxonomy places the organism in Eukaryota, Metazoa, Chordata, Lepidosauria, Squamata, Elapidae. The record is from RefSeq and is a predicted model, not a curated record.